Molecule: messenger RNA, 762 nt
Organism: Pieris macdunnoughi
Lineage: Eukaryota; Metazoa; Arthropoda; Insecta; Lepidoptera; Pieridae
Source: the annotation of a GenBank genome assembly
AUGAUCGCUUAUCUAUUUAUCACUUAUGUUUCAUUCAUACAUCUACAAACAACCGAAUGCCUUCCACGAGUUGUUUACUUAAUUAGAAGCGAUAAUAAUGACUUUACCAACGAUUUUAAAGCAGACACAUGGAAUUUUGACGAUGAAAAUGAUAAAAAUCUAAAUAUGCUUGCAAAAAGAAAUGAUUUCGGAAAUGAUAGAGACGUCUUAGACGAAAUAGACUAUAAUGUCAAAUAUUCGGAUGUGUUUGGUGAUGGAAAUAAAUUUCGGACCGAGAAAACAUCUAAAAUCGUAAAUAUAUUUGAAGACGAAAUGUAUCAAAAUGAAGAUAGAGACUUGUUUAAAAACGAAGUAAAUAGAAAAAAGAAAGAUUUGUUUGUAAGGAACGAUUUGAAAUAUUCUGACAUUUUAGCGAAAGCAUUCGAUUAUAGCAGAGGGAAUGUAGAAACGAAAACAGAUAAAUUUGAAACCGACAAAGAUGGUGCAGAUUUGUUUAAGAAUGAAUACGAAUUCGAUAACAAUAUUGAUGACGUAAUAAGAGUAAGUCAUAAUAAAAAAUAUAAAAGCAAAAAGCACCCUUUAGAUAUUCAUGAUAAUGAAAAAUUAUUUCUUGGAAAGAAUUUAUUCAAACUUAUAGCUGAUGUCGGUGGUAAACUGGGUAAAGAAAUCGUCAAAGGUAUAGAAUUCGCUGUCGAUGAGAUAGCUAAGGCCGCAUUUCAAGCAGUACCAAAGGUUGUUUAUGAUGAAGCUACAAAGGGCUGA